Talaromyces stipitatus ATCC 10500 is the source of this 909-nucleotide messenger RNA. RefSeq lists its product as uncharacterized. The transcript has 3 exons. Gene Ontology annotation, molecular function: catalytic activity. NCBI's taxonomy places the organism in Eukaryota, Fungi, Ascomycota, Eurotiomycetes, Eurotiales, Trichocomaceae. The record is from RefSeq and is a predicted model, not a curated record. The annotation marks the transcript as partial.
AAAGAAGGAAUUGAGAAGAUUAUGGAAGAGAAUGACCUGGCCGAGAAGGGAUUUGAAAUCAAGGAUAUUGUAUGGCUAAAGAAGAAGGAUAGCCCGCUAGGAAAGUCCGCAUCUAUAGGCAUCUGGCUAAAUACACCGGAGGCAGCAGAAUCCAUCAUCAGCAAUAGCCUCCUAGUUAGACAAAGAUAUAUUGGAAGUGUGGAACCCUACAAAGUUGAACUAAAAAGAUGCUACUGCUGCCAGAAGUUUAGCCACCUAGCUUGGUCAUGCAAGGAACAGACUGUAAUGGGGAACAUCCUACUAGGCACAAAAGAUCUGGUGGCCAUCAAAGUAUGGACUGCAGAGAUACAGUUCCUUAUCUUCUCAGUUUACAUCCCGCCACUAGAUGUACACCAAGCCACUAGCACAACCUCUACUAAAUCAGCACUGAAAGAAAUUGAAAACACUAUUGAACAGCACACCAGGGAAUCUAAUAAAUCCACAAGGCUGAUACUAGUGGGAGACUUCAACCGACAUCAUCCUACAUGGAGCCACCGCUCCAUCAGCCAUGUUUUCACCGCUCAAGCGGAAGAGCUAAUUAACUUCUUCCAAGAAUAUCAGCUUCAAUGGUGCUUACCCCCAGGGACCCCAACAUACUGGUCACCAAGCCACCCAGGGAAGACAUUAGUUCUUGACUUGACACUCACCAAUGACCCAACCACACUGAUCAAGUGCCAGCUCUACCAUGAUAACUAUGGAUUGGACCAUCGUGGAACAUACUCCGAAUGGGACCUGCGACCAGAACGCAAUGAAAAUGCAAAACCCAAGAGAGCAUACGACAGAGCUGACUGGGCUAAAAUUGGCCAAAGACUGGUUGAGUCGCUCGGUCAAGCACUGGAAAUACACUCCACUAUAGACCUUAACAAUGAA